GUCUGUAUAACUGACUGUUUCUUAAACAUGAUUUUUUCCUCUUUUAUUUUAGCCAUUUGUGUACAUUUUCCCUUCCCUCCACAUAUUCCCAAUUUCCCUUCCCCAAAUUCUGAGUUUCCCUCCCCUUGUAGACCUAAGUGUUUCCGUCUCCCUCCUAAAUCUCCAAAAUUUGGAAUCGAUUUUCCUAAAACUCAAAAACCCAUUCGAACCUAACUACAAAAUUCAAAAGCUCGACUCUAAUCCAUCAACGACAGGAGGUCAGUAGGAGGUUUCCAAUGGAGGAGAGGCAGUGGCGUGCUGCUUGGCUAAGUGAAAAGGAGGCUUCUGUUGAGGAUCUGGUGGCAAAGAGGUAGUGGCAUUACUGAGAGAAGAAGAAGGUUGAAGAAUUUGCUCCAAAAAUUCAACAGGUGAUAGACAGGGUUAAAACCCAAGGUUAUACUAAGGCAGAAAAGAGAAGAAAAUGGUUAGGGUCAUGUUGCAGUUGAAGAAAAUUGAGAACAAAGCAUACAAACACAUAAGCUUUGCCAAAAGGAGAAGUAGCCUUGUCAAGAAAGCCUAUCAACUUUCAACUCUAUGUGAUGUGGAGGGUAGAAGAGGUUCUGUCACAUUUUAUCCAAAUCCCUGCAAAGAAGCACUAAUGUUAAGGCAGAUCAUUUCUCAGCUGAACUUGGAAGCUAGUGUCUACCAUCAUAACACAACUUCCUCAGGUUGUGGUCGAACCAUUGGAAUUGUGAGUGCUGAUUCUAAAUUGGAGGAUGUUCAGAACCAAAUCCUUAUUUGCAAUUCCCAGUUGCACGAUGUGGAGAGGGAACUAUAGUAUGGACUUAUAUAUACUUCCAUAUCAGAAUAAUAAGUUUUCCUGAUAUUACAAUCUUAAACUUGUCCUAAUGUAAAUAUCCUUUUGAAGGCUAACAACCUCUGCAAUAAUUGAAAGAGUUCCAAGCAAAUGGCCACGUCGUGUAUGGCAUCCUCCAUGGAAGAACUGCAGGGUAAGAAGCUUGUACUUUAUGAUAGGGUGGAUGGUAAAAGAAUUGUUUGGGUAUUUUCUAAGUGUGAUAGUCAUAGCUAGUUGAAUAAUAAGUUUUGUUGAUCUUUUCUUUUUCUUCUUCUUUUUUAAAUGUCUUGGAGCUAAUAUAAGUAACAUAGAAUU
Messenger RNA from Rubroshorea leprosula, 1150 nucleotides. The record is from the annotation of a GenBank genome assembly. NCBI's taxonomy places the organism in Eukaryota, Viridiplantae, Streptophyta, Magnoliopsida, Malvales, Dipterocarpaceae.